Molecule: messenger RNA, 1416 nt
Organism: Phaedon cochleariae (mustard beetle)
Lineage: Eukaryota; Metazoa; Arthropoda; Insecta; Coleoptera; Chrysomelidae
Source: the annotation of a GenBank genome assembly
AUAAAUUAAAAAUCAUACAAGUUUUCGAAUUUCGAAAUGAAAAUUCAAUAGAAUAAACUUCACCAGCUAUGGAUUUAUUCCUACUUAUAGCGUUGGCAGCUAUAUUAAUUAUCGUACUUAUAGGUUUAUCAAUCUAUUUGAGAAAGAGCAAAGGAGCAAAAGAACCAGAAAGGAUUAGAGCUGGCCCCAACAGGGCGAGAGAUGGAGUACCUAGAAGGGCUCAAAUAGCUAGGAACAGAGGAGUACGUCUAAGAGCCAAUGUUGCUCAGCAGGAUAACCAGGAAUCUGAGGAAGAAAAUGAAGUCAAUACAGAAGAACUAGAUGCUUUUGAUGCCAAACUUGGGGCUAAAAAGAGGGCAAAACUUGAAGCAAAAGCAGAAAGGAAAGCUGCUAGAGAAGUUGAAGAACAACUACGUUCUGAAAAAAAGAAAAAAGCUGAGGUAGCUGAAGAGGAACGCCGAAAAAUAGAACAGAAAGAGAAAGCUGAAGAAAAGCGCCUAGAGGAAGAAGCUAAGAAAGCAAAAGAAGAACAAGAACAAAGGGAGUAUGAGGAGUACUUGAAGAUGAAAGAAGCUUUCUCUGUUGAAGAAGAAGGUUUUGAAGAUGGUGAUGCUGGAGAUGAACAGAAUCUUUUGCAAGAGUUUGUAAACUACAUCAAGAACAACAAGGUUGUGGUUAUUGAAGACUUGGCUGCACAUUUCAAAUUGAAAACUCAAUCAGCCAUUGAUCGUAUCAAGGAUCUGCAGAAUGAUGAUAUUCUUACUGGGGUCAUAGAUGACAGAGGGAAGUUUAUUUAUGUUGCAAAGGAAGAAAUGGAGGCAGUAGCAAAGUUCAUCAGGCAGAGAGGAAGGGUGUCCAUAGCUGACUUGGCAGAAAACAGUAACAAGCUGAUAAAUCUGGUACCUAACACAGGAGUUGUGAUAGAAUGAAUAGUUCUAUUCAUGUAGAUAUAUUUAAUAUAUUUUAAUCUACUUAUAUGCCUUCAAUCUCAUAAAAGAAAUGUCUAAUUUACAGAUAUUUACUUCAUGGGUUCUGACCAAGUUCUCUUUGUUUUAAUCAUUAUGGGAUAAGAAGAGGAUUGAAAAUGUGUUUAGAAUAUUCUAUUAUCAUGAAAAUCUAUAAAGGAUAUCAAAUAUGAAUUAACAAUUUGUUCAUAUUCAAGAUUAUUUUCAGUACAAAACCCCCAUAUCAAAUUCAAGAUGAAUCCUCCAUUGAUUCUUCUGCAUCAUCAUCUUCUUCACUGGUAACAUCAGGUUCAUCAGCUUCUGCUUCACACUUUGAACAAUGACAUUCAAAAAGAUAGUUGCUGACAAGUUCUUUUCUUCUUGAAUGUCUUGACCUACCCAAAAUACACUCAUCCAGAUAGCUAAUGAAAAUCUCUUCACCUUCUUCAAUAUCUCUGGUUGCCACCAAAGA